ACGGUUUGGGACGAGCAAUGAAGUCGACGUGCCUGUUCUUUUUUCUAACCACCUGUGUCCUUGAUUUCUAUGCUAAUGCAGCACCAAGUGGACCUUCACCGAGCGAAGUUAAAACCGGAUACAAGUUAGGAGGAUUUCCAGGAACAGCAGGCCUAACAGAAACCCUAGGGACAGGAAAAGAAGCAAUAGUGCCUGGAGCAAGAAGUCCAAAAGUAGGUAUUUCAAGUUCAAGAGCAGGUAGCCUAAGCGCCGGAGUUUUGGGAGCAGCCGGGCGAGGAACAGGAAACCUAGCAGCUGGAGGCGCAGGAGGAGUUGAGUUAGGAUUAGCAGGUAGCCUAGGAGCAGCAGGCCACGCAGCAGGAAGCUCAGCAGGAGGUAGCUUUGGAGUAGCAGGUCUAGGAGUAGACAACAGAGGAACAGGCGACACAGGAGGAAGCAGACUACAAGGAGGAGGCCAUGCAAAUAGCGGGGGAGUAGCCGGAGGCCUACAAUCAGGAGGAACAGGGCAAGCAGGCUAUGGAGCACGUGCACAAAGAGCUGUCCUCGGACAAUCCUCAGGGACUGGCUUGCAAUCAGUACCAUCGACAGCAGCUGGCAGUGGUUCCAAUGGCCCAAGAGACGUCACUGUAGGGAACACAGGACAUGGCUUAGCCGUUGGCCUGUCAGCUGGACAACAACAUCAUGGCCAGCAUAACGGUGCCGUCGGGAGCCUGCUGCAGCAAGGCCAAGGGUCCCAGAUGCUCCACCAGACGAGCCAAGGAUCUCAAGCAAAUGCUAAUGCAGCACCAAGUGGACAGUUACCGAGCGAAGUUAAAACCGGAAACAAGUUGGGAGGAUCGCCAGACACAGUAUUGACAGGAACAGCAGGCCCCGGUACAGUAUUCGUAGGAACAGGAGUCUCGGGAGUAGGAAGGCCUGGAGCGAGCGGUCAAGAAGCAGGAAGCUCAAUUACAAGAACAGGUAGCCUAAGCACCGGAGGCUUAAGAGCCGCGGGGCCAGCAUCAGGAAACCUAGUAGCAGGAGGCACAAGAGGAGGUGGCGUAGGAGUAGCAAGUAGCCUGGGAGCAGCAGGCCAAGCAGCAGGAAGCUUAGGAGGAGGUAGCUUUGGAGCCGCACGUCUAGGAGUAGGAAACACACGAACCGGCGGCGCAGGAGGCGGAAACCUACAAGCAGGGGGUCUAGCAAGAGGCGGGGCAGUAGGUGCAGGUCUACAAGCAGGAGUAACAAGACAAGUAGGCAACGGAGCACGUGCACAAGGAGCUGUCCUCGGACAGUCCUCAGAGACUGGCUUGCAAUCAGUACCAGCGAUAUCAGCGGGCAGUGGUUCCAAUGGCCCAAGACACGUCACGGUAGGAAGCGCAGGACAUGACUUAGCCGUAGGUCCGUCAGACGGCCAACAAGAACAUGGCCAACAUAACGGUGCCGUCGGGAUCGUGCUGCAACAAGGCCAAGGAUCGCAGACGCUCCAACAGACAAGCCAAGGAACUCAAGGAGGGGCAGCAUCUGCGGCGAGCACACAAGGCGAAGCGUCGUUAGGCACGCGACAGACAGGUCCAGGCCUUGGUUCCUCUGCUGCCUCGACCAGUAUCAGAGCAGGUCUACCAGUGCAGACAGGUCUGGGUAUUGAAGGAAUGGUCCCACAGGGAAGCAGUGCACUAGGUGGAGGUGGAGGUACGGCGGGUGGUACCUUGGUAUCAGGAGCACUCAGUGCUGGAUCACAUGAAGUUGGCAUAUUGCGAACCUCCUCAGCAGGACAUACAUAUGGAGGGGCAACAACAACUUUGCAAGGACAAACCACAUCUGGAAGUCAAAGCCAAUCAACGCAAGUCAAGCCAUCAGGACCUGCGCUACCUCUUCUGAAUGCACAAGCAGGUGCAUCACAAUCAACUAGACCACUGGGAAGUCAAGGCGGUGUGGGUCAAAUUUCGCCGCCAUCUCAAGAUAAAGAAGAAGUGUCUGGCGUAAAACAUUAUUCCAAAUAGAAUUGUAAAACUGGAAAGGUAAAACGUAUUUACUAUAAGAAGCCCUCACGGAAACUUUCAUGGAGCUCUAAAAGCGUAAAUGUGCGAGUAACGCACUCAUUUACAUUUGUUGCAUAAACAACACGCGCUUAUUUCCGCCUAUUUCAGGAAAACGGAAGCAUGGG
This is a messenger RNA of Dermacentor andersoni, 2146 nucleotides long. RefSeq lists its product as uncharacterized. The record is from RefSeq and is a predicted model, not a curated record. Lineage: Eukaryota; Metazoa; Arthropoda; Arachnida; Ixodida; Ixodidae.